This is a messenger RNA of Carassius auratus (goldfish), 1369 nucleotides long. RefSeq names its product RNA-binding protein Musashi homolog 1-like. Gene Ontology annotation, cellular component: cytoplasm. The record is from RefSeq and is a predicted model, not a curated record. Gene Ontology annotation, biological process: regulation of translation; central nervous system development. Gene Ontology annotation, molecular function: mRNA binding. Lineage: Eukaryota; Metazoa; Chordata; Actinopteri; Cypriniformes; Cyprinidae.
CCCCCACCCCCUCGGGCCACCCGCUCUUGAGUUGGAGAGUCCUGGCUCCCGUUCGGCUCACAGUCCGGGCAACAGAGGGACACGGGAAUGGACACAGAAGGGAGUCAGAGCAGCUUGUCGUCCUCCACGCAGGACUCCCCACACGACCCCUGCAAAAUGUUCAUCGGCGGGUUGAGCUGGCAGACGACACAAGAAGGGCUGAAGGAAUACUGUAAAUUCGGCGAGGUGAAGGAGUGUAUGGUGAUGCGGGAUCCGGUUACAAAGCGGUCGAGGGGGUUUGGAUUUGUCACCUAUGUAGACCAGACCGGUGUGGAUAAAGUUUUGGCCCAAAACAGACACGAGCUGGAUUCAAAAACAAUUGACCCUAAGGUGGCCUUCCCACGCAGAGCUCAGCCGAAGCUGGUAACAAGAACAAAGAAGAUCUUUGUUGGAGGAUUGUCUGUCAACACCACCAUCGAAGAUGUGAAACAGUAUUUCGAUCAAUUUGGAAAGGUUGAUGACGCGAUGCUAAUGUUUGACAAAACCACCAACAGACACAGAGGUUUUGGCUUUGUGACCUUUGAGAAUGAAGACGUGGUGGAAAAGGUCUGCGAGAUCCACUUUCACGAGAUCAACAACAAGAUGGUGGAGUGUAAAAAGGCGCAGCCGAAGGAAGUGAUGUCACCGACAGGUACGGCACGAGGCCGCUCCAGGGUGAUGCCCUACGGCAUGGACGCCUUCAUGCUGGGAAUCGGCAUGCUGGGUUACCCAGGGUUCCAGACAGCCACUUACGCCAGUCGUGGCUACACAGGAAUCACACCGGGAUACACAUACCAGUUCCCAGAAUUCCAUUUAGAACGGACGCCCCUUUUGACUUCCUCUCACCCCCAAGAGAUCACAGCCAUUCCACUGACGGCCUACGGACCAAUGGCAGCGGCCGCAGCUGCAGCGAUGGUCAGAGGUUCCACCCACUCACGUACCGCCGGCUUCCUGGGCACCAGCAGCCCUGGGCCAAUGGCAGACCUGUAUGCAGCAGCCAAUCAGGAUUCAGGAGUCAGCAGCUAUAUCAGUGCGGCAAGUCCCGCCCCCAGCACAGGGUUUGGACAUGGACUCGGGGGUCCUUUGAUUGCAACGGCCUUUACCAAUGGCUACCACUGAGGGGUGUCCAAUCAGAGCCCAGCAUGGGAGGAGAAACUCACGCUCUUGUGAACCGUGAGCACUGCUGGCGACAUGACGUGCUUUUGGGACGAACCCCACGGGCGGCUACGGUCCCUCCUGACUCCGCUCUGGAGUUAACACCUUUUCUUUUUCUCUAUUCUCUACUAACAUCACUUUCCGUUUUCCUCAUCCCGUAUUUCCUUCCUGACGUAUCCGACUCAUUUAUUAUAUG